Molecule: messenger RNA, 2917 nt
Organism: Solanum lycopersicum (tomato)
Lineage: Eukaryota; Viridiplantae; Streptophyta; Magnoliopsida; Solanales; Solanaceae
Product: putative late blight resistance protein homolog R1B-23
Biological process (GO): defense response to other organism
Molecular function (GO): ADP binding
Source: RefSeq, a predicted model, not a curated record
UUGAAUUGCAUCCUCUCCACUCCUUCAAAAUUAAUUUUGACUUUUAAUGGCAGCGUAUAGUGCUGUAAUUUCUCUUCUUCAAACUCUUGAGCAGAGAACCCCAGAACUAAUGAUUCGAGAUCAAACCCUCGAAUCUAUUCAUGCUACUGCUCACUAUUUUCAUGAUGUUCUUGAAAAUAUUAGAAGAUUUGACCAUGAAAAGAUCAAAACUUUGGAGGAAAAAAUUAGAGUUGCUGCUAGUGGCGCAGAAGAUGUUGUUGAGUUGAAAAUUUCUCAAGGUUCAAACUGGACAUUUGAGAAUUUGAUACAAGUGGCUGAAAAAAUGAAUACAACUAAGCAACAAGUGAUGGAUAUUGUUUCACAUGAUGUUCAUCAAAUUCUGGAAUUAUCCGUGGAUUCCUUGAUUAGCACUCCUUCAACAAGUUAUCCAAUAUUGUCAGACUCAGAUCAGUUGGGUCUUGAGGAUGACUUGAAGAUAAUAAUUAAAAGAUUGACAGGACCACCAUCGGAUAUAGACAUUGUCACUAUAACAGGUAUGGGUGGCAUUGGCAAAACAACGCUCGCUAAAAAAGCUUAUGAUCAUCUAACAAUCAGGUAUCACUUUGACGUUUUUGCUUGGCUUACAAUAUCUCAAGAAUUUCGCUGUAGAAAUGUAUUGUUAGAAGCUUUACAUUGUAUCUUAGGGAAACCAGAUUCCUUUGACUCAUAUCCUUAUGAUGAGAAUGAGUUAGCUGACCUAGUGCAAAAACAACUAAAGGGUCGAAGAUACCUUGUCGUUGUUGAUGAUAUUUGGAGUUCAGAUGUCUGGGAUAGUAUAAGAGGAAUAUUUCCUAAUUACAACAAUGGAAGUCGAAUCUUAUUGACUACUAGGGAAAAUGAGGUAGCGAUGUAUGCAAAUAGUUGUAGCCCUCAUGAGAUGAGCCUUUUGAGUGCAGAAAAUGGUUGGAAGUUACUUUGUGAUAAGGUGUUUGGACCAAAUAAUGAUCAUCCUCCUGAAUUGGAAGAAAUUGGAAAGGAAAUAGUAGAAAAAUGUCAAGGACUACCCUUAACAAUUUCAGUGAUUGCGGGACAUCUCUCUAAAGUGGUCAGGACAUUAGAAAGUUGGAAGGAUGUUGCCCGAACCUUAAGUAAAAUCAUUGCUAGUCAUCCAGACAAAUGCUUAGCAGUGCUCGGUUUGAGUUACCACCACUUGCCUAGUCGGCUCAAACCCUGCUUCCUAUCUAUGAGUAGUUUCCCAGAGGAUUUUCGUUUUGAGACCAAUUAUGGAUCGCAGAAGGUUUCAUAAGGACUUGUGAAAAUGGUAAAAGUUUGGAGGAAGUGGCAAUAUAUUAUUUGGAGGACCUUAUUAGCAGGAACUUGUUACAGGCUAGAAAAAGGAGAUUCAAUGGUGAGAUAAAAACAUGUGGAAUACACGAUCUAUUGCGUGAGUUCUGUUUGACAGAAGCUGAAAUGACAAAGCAUAUGCAUGUUGAGAGAACUCACCCUACUCUUCCAACACAAAAGCAUAAUGUUCGUCGAUUCAGUUUUCAAACUGAAUAUUAUUCAGUUGAUGAUUGUUAUAAGCUAUUACCCCCGGUUUCCAGAUCUAUCUACUUAUUUUCUAAAUUGAAUCUACCUAUUGUACCCAGUACUGAGUCUCACUUGUCAUCGCCCAUCUACCGCCAUGAUCCUAUAAUACAUGAACUUUUCUCCCAUUUCAACCUUCUCAGGGUGUUGUCCAUGAACAAUAAAGGUGUACCCUUCGAGUCAUUUCCACUUGUGAUUACAGAGUUGUUUCAUUUGAGAUAUCUUCAAGUUCAUUUUGAAGGAGAUAUUCCUGAAUCAAUCUCAGAGCUUCAGAAUUUGCAAACUCUAAUUUCGAGUGGUACUUUUCCUUUCGAUAUGACUUUACCUAUGAAGAUAUGGAUGAUGAAGAACUUGAGGUAUAUACGUCUGGAUCGUCCCACUUAUUUACCAAGUCCUGGAACACAAAGUCUUGUGACAGGGAUGCCAAAUCUACAGGAAUUUUCUGGUCAUUUUACAGAUGAAGUCUUUUCUGGCAUUCCCAAUCUAAAGAGAUUGAUCUUUCAUCUACCUAAUAAUAAAAGGAGUUAUAGAUGUUGGCAAUUGGAUAUAUCCAGAUUGACAAAACUCGAAUCAUUCAAGUAUUAUGGGACAUUUUUAACGGCGUACCGUGUCAAGAGAUUUUAUUUUCCAGCAUCACUUAGGAGGUUGUCUUUAACUCAGUGUAAUGAAUUUUUUGAGACAAACAUAUCUUCAACUGUUGUGAUGUUGCCAAAUCUUGAAGAGCUCAAACUUAAACAAUGUGGAGACAUGUUAAAGACAUGGAGAUUGAGUGACGAAGACAAGUUCAAAAGCUUGAAGUUGUUGUUACUGAGUGGCUCAAGUCUUAAGCAUUGGGAAGCUACCAGUGAUAACUUUCCAAAUCUAAAACGCCUUGUUCUGAAGAAUUGCUACAGGCUGCAAGAAAUUCCAGCAGAUUUUGGCGAAAUCGGUACUUUGGAGUCAAUUGAGUUACACAAUUGCAGCACUACUGCUGAUGAUUCUGCAAGAGAGAUUGUACAAGAACAAGAGGAAAUGGGGAAUUAUUUCCUUAAGGUCUACAUCCAUAAAAGUCGGAGGAAAUGAAGCUUAUUUCAAGGGACCAUCUAAUGCCAUCUUCCAAAUGAACAACCUUUCAUUUAUAACUUGAAAAGUAAAAUCUUUCGGGUUUUUUUCCUGUUCUGAUCAUUCGUGAAAUUCAUGUUUAAGGAAUAAGCAUAUUUAAUACAUUUGUGAUUUUGGUAUUUUGUAAACUGUAUAUAUUGAUGUACUGUAAUAUGUAUUCCGUGUUAUGUGAUUAUUCGGAAUAGACAUUUUUUUCAAUAUAUUAUGCAUUGCCUACGGCGUGUAAGAAUCGUUGAUUUCACACUUUGAA